This is a messenger RNA of Rhinichthys klamathensis goyatoka, 2307 nucleotides long. RefSeq names its product midline 1 (gene mid1). Gene Ontology annotation, molecular function: zinc ion binding; protein binding. NCBI's taxonomy places the organism in Eukaryota, Metazoa, Chordata, Actinopteri, Cypriniformes, Leuciscidae. The transcript has 10 exons. The coding region runs from base 264 to 2240 and encodes 658 amino acids. The record is from RefSeq and is a predicted model, not a curated record.
ACUUCCCUCUGUAGUGUGUGUGUGUGUGAGUGAGUGAGUUCAGCGUCUCGCACUGGCAGUGACUUUGGAUUAAGCGUGUUAUGUGGGAAUGAACCAUCUGGAAUUCUUGCUCUUCCACAAGAGCUUUUCUCCGAACAAAACAAGCUUUCUGAAAUCUGAACAGAAGUUCUGGAAAUGGCUGUGAAGCGCGAAGAGACGCGAAAUCCAUCGACGGCUAAACGGCUUCCCUGGGUUUCGCUGGCGUCCCGAUCGCUUUAUUGAAGAUGGACACACUGGAGUCGGAGUUGACUUGCCCAAUCUGUCUGGAGCUGUUCGAGGAUCCUCUUCUUCUGCCCUGCGCCCACAGCCUGUGCUUUAACUGUGCUCACCGGAUCCUGGUGUCCCACCGAAGCUCAUCCGACGAGUCCAAACCCGUCUCCGCUUUCCAGUGUCCCACCUGCCGAUAUGCCAUCGCCCUCGACCCGCAGGGCCUAGACGGGCUCAAGCGCAACGUGACUCUGCAGAACAUCAUCGAGCGCUUCCAGAAGGCCUCGCUGAGCGGCCCGAACUCCCCGAGCGAGACCCGGCGCACGAGCAUGAGUUCCCCGGUCCAGUGCCAGUUCUGCGAGACCGACCCGCCCCAGGAGGCGCUGAAGACCUGCGUGACCUGUGAGGUCUCGUACUGCCAGGAGUGCCUGCGGGCCACGCACCCUAACAAGAAGCCGUUCACGGGUCACCGGCUGACGGAGCCGGUACCGGACGCUCGGGUCCGAGGACUGGCCUGUGCCGAACACGCGGAGGAGAAGGUCAACAUGUACUGUGUGACGGAUGAGCAGCUGAUCUGCUCUCUGUGUAAACUGGUCGGGCAUCACCGAGAGCACCAGGUGGCGGCGCUGGGGGAGCGCUUCGACAAGCUGAAGCAAAUGUUGGAUUCCAACCUCAGCAAUUUGAUCAAGAGGAACAGCGAGCUGGAAAACCUCAUGGGGAAGUUGAUCCAGACGUGUCAACAUGUGGAGCACAACGCGGCUCAUCAGGAGAGCAAACUGACGGAAGAGUGCGACACGCUGAUAAACAUCGUUCAGCAGAGGAGACAAAUCAUCGGCACCAAGAUAAAAGAAGGAAAAGUGGUUCGGGUGAGAAAGCUAGCUCAACAGAUCGCUAACUGUAAGCAGUUUGUGGAGAGAUCGUCCUCACUCAUCGCUCAAGCGGAUCAAGCUCUGAAAGAGACGGACCACGCUCGAUUCCUGCAGACUGCAAAGAGCAUCUCAGAGAGAGUCUCAAUGGCAACCGCGUCCUCACAGGUCCUGAUUCCAGAGAUCAACCUGAACGACACGUUUGACGCGUUCGCACUGGACUUUUCCAGAGAGAAGAAGAUGCUGGAAGGUCUGGAUUACCUCACAGCUCCGAACGCUCCCACCAUCCGCGAGGAGCUCUGCACGGCCUCUCACGACACCAUCACAGUCCACUGGACAUCAGAGGACGAGUUCAGUGUGGUCUCAUACGAGCUCCAGUACACCAUCUCCACCGGCCAGGCUAACGUCGUCAGUCUGUGUAACUCGCUGGACAGCUGGAUGAUCGCGCCCAACAUUAAGCAGAACCACUACACCGUCCACGGCCUGCAGAGCGGCACCCGCUACAUCUUCAUCGUGAAGGCCAUGAACCAGGCCGGCAGUCGCAGCAGCGCGCCGGGGAAGCUCAAGACCAACAGCCAGCCGUUCAAGCUCGACCCGAAGUCGGCCCACCGAAAGCUGAAGGUUUCCCACGACAGCCUGACGGUGGAGCGCGACGAAGCCUCGUCCAUGAAGAGCCACGCCCAGGACCGCUUCGGCUCCGGGAACUACGGCGUCACCGGGAACGUGUUCAUCGACAGCGGACGCCACUACUGGGAGGUUCUGAUCGGGGGGAGCACGUGGUUUGCGAUUGGCGUCGCAUACAAAUCGGCUCCCAAACACGGCUGGGUGGGGAAGGACUCGACGUCGUGGGUCUUGAGCCGCUGCAACACCUCGUGGGCCGUGCGUCACAACAGCAAAGAGUUCCCCAUCGAGCCGUCUCCUCACAUGCGGCGCCUGGGGGUUCUGCUGGACUACGACUCCGGGUCGCUGGCGUUCUACGACGCCGCAGGAACACAACACCUCCACACCUUCGACAUCUCCUUCUCUCAGCCCAUCUGCCCCGUCUUCAGCGUGUGGAACAAGUGCUUGACCGUCCUGACCGGGCUGCCCAUUCCCGACCACCUGGAGACCGGCGACCCGCACAACUGAACCCACGUCACGAGCCUCCGCCACACACCUGCUGUUAGCAUGCGUCUCAGAUGACGUCAGUGUACCC